Messenger RNA from Cryphonectria parasitica EP155, 867 nucleotides. RefSeq lists its product as uncharacterized. Lineage: Eukaryota; Fungi; Ascomycota; Sordariomycetes; Diaporthales; Cryphonectriaceae. The record is from RefSeq and is a predicted model, not a curated record. Bases 1 to 867 code for a protein of 288 amino acids. The transcript has a single exon.
AUGUCCGUGUUACGCUCGCGCAGACGAAGAGCUUCACUUGAGGACCAAAAGACCUUCUGGUUGGAAUUCCAAGUCUGCCAUGACGGCGUCACCCCGUUCCCAGAUUCACUGCCCUCAUCAAUGUCACCCUCCUCCUCAUCCCCAGCCACAUUCCCUCUCUUCCCCACCCUGCCCUCUGAGCUCCGCCUCAAGAUCUGGGAGCAGCUCCUCCAGCCCCGCAUCGUGAUCGUCGCCUGCUUCGACGCCCAAGACGUAGCCCCCAAGCGCGCCCAGCUCGCCCGCCGCCGCGACCUGCGCCGGGCCCCCGUACUCCUCCACAUCUGCGCCGAGACGCGCGCCCUGGCCCUGCGGCACUACGAGCUGGCCUUCUCGUGGCGUGUGCCGGGCAUCCUCGCCGCACCGCGGUCGUGCGGCCCCCGCGUGUGGUUCGACUUCAGCUCCGACGCCCUGCUUCUCCUCGGCGAGCUGGAGCCCUAUGACAGCAGCAACAUCAACGCGCCCAUGGUGUACUUCUUGUCCCGCGCCGACACGCACCGCGUGCGCCACGUCGCGUGCGCCUUUGAGGAGUUGCACCUCGGCGAGGUCGAGGCCGAGCAGAUCUUUGGCAGCCUCUUCCACGUCAUCGACGGGUUCCCGGCUGCCGAGAGGCUGCUCAUCACCAGCACCGAGGACGACCUGAAGCGGCAGGCGGAGGCGCGGGGCGGCAUGCCGCUGGACUUUGGCAUCGGACGGGCCGAGAAUAUCGUGCAGAAGAUCUGGUGGGGGUGGAUCAAUGGGACGAGUGUGGUCACGAGCCGGAUGCGGGAUAAGCAGAUAUUGAUGGUUAGGGAGGAUGGAUUGGCGGAUUUUGUGGUGGAACAUGCGUAG